AUGUUUGCUUUCUUUUCUAUUAUUUCAGUUGGUCUGGAUGCUGCUGGAAAGACAACUAUACUAUACAAAUUAAAACUAGGGGAGAUUGUGACAACUAUUCCAACAAUAGGUUUCAAUGUGGAAUCUGUGGAGUACAAGAACAUAAACUUCACUGUGUGGGAUGUUGGUGGUCAGGACAAAAUCCGACCUUUGUGGAGACAUUAUUUUCAGAACACACAGGGACUGAUUUUUGUUGUGGACAGCAAUGACAAGGAGAGAUUAGGAGAGUCUAAAGAUGAACUUACAAAGAUGGUUGGUAAAACUUUUCAUGAUAAUUACUAUAUUUCUUAUGUGAUUAAAAACCCUUUCUGCUCUAAGUAG
Molecule: messenger RNA, 360 nt
Organism: Candidula unifasciata
Lineage: Eukaryota; Metazoa; Mollusca; Gastropoda; Stylommatophora; Geomitridae
Source: the annotation of a GenBank genome assembly